Messenger RNA from Capsella rubella, 1200 nucleotides. RefSeq lists its product as uncharacterized. The transcript has 2 exons. The coding region runs from base 203 to 1159 and encodes 318 amino acids. The record is from RefSeq and is a predicted model, not a curated record. Lineage: Eukaryota; Viridiplantae; Streptophyta; Magnoliopsida; Brassicales; Brassicaceae.
CUCUCUGCUCCUUCUUCUUCUCUCACUCUCUUUUCUUUUUUUUUCAUUGAUACAUAGACACAUCCAAAUCCCUCUAUAUAACCUUUUACUUCUCUCAUCCCCCAAAAUUUCUCAUCAGUCCACCAAACACAGAAGAAACUAGAAAGAGACUAAGAGUCUUUCAUUUUUGAUUUGGUAAAAAGGGUCAACAACAACAAUAUUAAUGGAUCAGUCUUGUACAAACUCAGUAAAUGGAUUCUACUCGUUUCUAAACAGAUCAAUGGAAGAUCUCGAAAGGGUUUACCUCUCCGACAACUUCAUGUCCCUGCAGUUCCUUCAGAGAGUGAUCUGUCUCCUAAGAACCUCUCACUCUCAUCUCACGCUUCUUGUCCAGAAACUCAACCUCCCUGUCGGUGACAAGUGGCUCGACGACUACAUGGACGAAACUUCCAAGCUUUGGGACGUUUGCCACGUCAUCAAAUCCGCUCUCUCCUCCCUCGAAAGCUUUUGCUCCUCCGCUAUCUCCAUCGCCUCCACUCUCGACGGCCACUACCACCACCGUCGCCUCCUCUCCCCUCAGAUUUCCCGGCAGGUGAUACGAGCGAUAUCUGGAUGUAGGAGAGAAGCGGUGGGGAUAGAAGAAGAAAACAGAGCAUUACUGGAGAAUCGGAUUCAAAGGUUUCCUUUUUGGUCGAAGCAAACGACGGCGAUGGAGUCAUCCAAGAUACAGAACGGUUUCAGCGGUUUCCGAGGAGUGAUGAACACGAUGACGAACAUGAACUCGCUGCUCCUCGUGAUCUUGAUGCAGGGUCUUGUUUAUUACAUCCCCGGAGACACGGGGACGGCAGCGACGGGCACGAUGAUGGCGAGGUUAAAGCAGAGAGUGGCGGCGGAAAUGGAGAGGAUCGGGACGAGGAAAGGGAUGAUGAUGUACGAGUACAGGAGGAGCAAGACGGCGAUGGAUGAACUCAAGGCAGAGCUGGAACGGCGGUGUUGCGGCGGAGGAGGAGGAGAGGAGGAGGCGGCGGAGAAGAGGUUGAGAGAGAGAGUAGAGAGUAUGAAAGGAGAUAUUGGGAGUUUGAGGAAUGGAACAGAGAGUGUCGUUGCUCAGAUUGAUGACUUGUUUGAUGAUAUUGUUGAUGGUAGGAAAAUGCUUUUGGAUUAUUGUAGCCACCGCUGAAACAACAAACUCUCACAUAAAAAGCAGUUUUACUUAGCCUU